Molecule: messenger RNA, 1371 nt
Organism: Penicillium digitatum Pd1
Lineage: Eukaryota; Fungi; Ascomycota; Eurotiomycetes; Eurotiales; Aspergillaceae
Source: RefSeq, a predicted model, not a curated record
AUGCAUCGGCAACGAGAAGCCGAUCGAUGCUCAAGUGCAGCCCCUUCCGAAACCUCUGGGUCAACGUCACCUGAACGUGCCGCCGAUGAUGACACCGAUUUCUUCAUGGCCCAGACCAACGACUCGCAAUCCUCCAUCGGUGUGGCCAAUUUCCGCGAUUCUCGCCUGUCAAGUGAACAAUCCGAGCCAUUGCCGCCGAUCGGCCGCCUCCCACCCGAGAUUCUGAUCGCGAUUUUCUCGAAACUGGUUGCGCCUUCAGAUAUGCUAAACUCCAUGCUGGUGUGUCGAGGGUGGGCUGCAAACUCUGUAGGUAUACUGUGGCAUCGGCCGACUUGCAACACCUGGGCCAAUGUGAGAAGCGUGACUACAUCGUUGGGGAAGCCAGACAGUCUUUUCAACUACGCAGACCUUAUCAAGAGACUGAAUCUAUCUGCUCUGUCAGAUGAUGUCAGCGAUGGAACUAUUCUCUCUUUCAACCAGUGCAAACGGAUUGAGCGGUUGACGUUAACAAGCUGCAAGAACUUGACGGAUAAGGGUGUGUCGGACUUGGUGGAGGGGAACCGGCAUCUGCAAGCACUGGAUGUUUCAGAAUUGCGACACCUUACAGACCACACGCUCGCCACUGUAUCCAGGGAUUGUCCCCGUCUGCAAGGCUUGAACAUCACAGGAUGUUCAAAAAUCACCGACGAUGCUUUGCUCAUUGUAUCACAGAAGUGCCGUCAAAUCAAAAGGUUGAAACUCAAUGGAGUUUCUAAUGUCUCAGACCGGGCCAUUCAGUCUUUUGCUGAGAACUGCCCAUCUAUACUGGAAAUCGACUUGCAUGACUGCAAACUUGUCACUAGCAUAUCAGUGACUCCGUUGCUUACGACACUGCGGCAUCUCCGAGAGCUGAGGCUCGCACACUGCAUCGAAAUCGACGACAGUGCGUUCCUGUCGUUACCUUGUCAAAUGACCUUUGACAGCCUUCGUAUCCUGGAUCUCACUGCAUGCGAGAACGUUAGGGAUGACUCAGUGGAGCGAAUCGGUAUUCAUGCUUUGCUAAAUAGCUGCCCGCGCCUGACUCAUUUGAGUUUGACUGGCGUCCAAGAGUUCCUACGAGAAAAUCUCACCGCAUUCUGCCGAGAAGCUCCCCCAGAGUUCACGCAACAACAACGGGACGUCUUUUGUGUGUUCAGCGGUGAUGGUGUUAAUCGACUCCGGGACCACUUGAACCGAAGUGAACCACACUUUCAUGAAGAAGCCGAAGCCACGAUGUACGAUGACGACGAAGAAUUGGAUGAAGAUGAAGGCCAUAUGACUGGGCUGAUGAACGCAACUGUCAUCAACGACGGAGAUGACGAUUAUAUCGACGUUGGGCCUUUGAACACUUGA